AUGGAGAGAACUCUGGGAAAGAAUGCUACUGAGUUCCUAAAGACCGCUGUCUUCCAAAUAAUAACAGGGUCUAAUGACAUCUUGAACUACUUCGAGCCAUCCGUAUAUUUCUUUGGAGAUAAGAAGCUCGCCCCAACAGCUCUUCAGGACAUAUUGGUCUCCAACUUAACUCUGCAUCUAAAGAGAUUGCAUGAGCUCGGGGCAAGAAAGUUUCUAGUCAUUGGGUUAGGACCUAUUGGAUGCAUACCGUAUCUUCGAGUAAUAAAGUUGGUGAAAAAAGGGGAGUGCUUAUCAGCUGCAAACACACUAAUCCAAGGUUACAACAUGAAGUUGAUUAGGGCAAUCAACAAGCUAAAUGAAGAUCUGGGUCCUGAAUCUGUAUUUGUAUAUGCGAAUACCUACGACAUUUUCCUAGAUAUAAUUCAAGACUAUCACAAAUACGGAUUUGAAAAUCCAUAUGAUCCUUGUUGUGGCCUAAGCUUUCCUCCUCUCUGCCUCAGAGUCCGUGAUGGCAACUCCAGCACCAUCCUCUGCAAAGAUAGAAACAAGUAUGUGUUUUGGGAUGCAUAUCACCCAACUGAAGCCGCUAACAUUAUCAUUGCAAAGAAAUUAAUUGCUGGCGAUGCAAAUGCAACUUCCUUCAACCUACGAAGGUUGUAUAGUGGUUAA
This is a messenger RNA of Zingiber officinale, 669 nucleotides long. RefSeq names its product GDSL esterase/lipase At5g41890-like. The record is from RefSeq and is a predicted model, not a curated record. The transcript has 3 exons. Gene Ontology annotation, molecular function: hydrolase activity, acting on ester bonds. Bases 1 to 669 code for a protein of 222 amino acids. Lineage: Eukaryota; Viridiplantae; Streptophyta; Magnoliopsida; Zingiberales; Zingiberaceae.